Fimicolochytrium jonesii is the source of this 546-nucleotide messenger RNA. RefSeq names its product ubiquitin-conjugating enzyme/RWD-like protein. The record is from RefSeq and is a predicted model, not a curated record. The transcript is spliced from 5 exons. Lineage: Eukaryota; Fungi; Chytridiomycota; Chytridiomycetes; Spizellomycetales; Powellomycetaceae. The coding region runs from base 1 to 546 and encodes 181 amino acids.
AUGUUGAACAUUAUGUCAUUGAAGAAGAAGAAGGUGGACGGGGAAGCGACAAGUUCCAAACGGCCCAAGACAACCGCUGCACAGAUCAGAUUACAGAAAGACUUGGGCGAUAUGGACAACAUCCCCGGCACGAUGACGCUCACGUUCCCGGACCCAAAUGAUACCUUCAACUUUGUAUUAACGAUCAAGCCAGAUGAAGGAUUUUACCAUGGCGGUACUUUCACCUUCACUUUCAAAGUGAAUUCCAACUACCCGCAUGAACCACCAAAAGUGCUGUGCACACAGAAAAUAUACCACCCCAACAUCGACCUCGAAGGAAACGUCUGCCUAAACAUCCUGCGAGAAGACUGGAAGCCAGUACUAAAUAUCAACUCGAUAAUGGUCGGGCUACAAUACCUGUUUCUGGAGCCGAAUGCCGACGAUCCGCUCAACAAGGAUGCAGCAGAGGUUUUGCGAUCUAACCGACGACAGUUCGAACAGAAUGUGACUAGGUCGAUGCGGGGAGGGUCGGUGAAUGGUGUCAGUUUUGCUGAUGUCACUCGAUGA